Cetraspora pellucida is the source of this 759-nucleotide messenger RNA. The record is from the annotation of a GenBank genome assembly. Lineage: Eukaryota; Fungi; Glomeromycota; Glomeromycetes; Diversisporales; Gigasporaceae.
AUGAAAACAGCUACUCCAAAGAUCCAAAAACCUAAAGUUAAUAACUUUGUAUUAGUCUUAGAGCAGUUUUUAGAAAAGUAUAAUCUAAUAGCUGACUCUACUUUAAAACAAUUAAGCAAACAUGCUUUCAAACUUAAUGCUCUACUUCCUGAUUGGAUGAUCUGUAGGCUUAAAAGAAUUCAAAAUAUAGAUGUUUCUAAAAUUUCAACUAAAGAAGAUUUCAUAAAUAUAAUUGUGAUGUUGAGUAUGAGACCUGCAGAAGUAAGAUCUUUUCAAAUUAUUUAUUAUGAACCAAAUCCUUUAAAUGCUCCAGUAUGGUAUAAAGAAGAUUAUUCUUGGUAUUGUACAGGCUAUUUAAAAAAUAGAGAAGAGAAGAAAAAAAAAUCUGAAUCCUGUAUAUUUCUUUCCAUAGAGAAGAAUUUGGAAUGUGUCAGAGAAUUACUUAUCUGGAUUCAAAAUGCAAUUAAGCCAAAAAAAGAUUAUAGAAAUAAACAUGCUUUCAGAAUACAUGAAGAUAAAAAACCAAUAUCCCAACAUCUUAAACUGGUUUCAAAAAUUAUAAUAAGACAAGAAUCAGACUAUCUUAAUAUAGGUGAUAAUUACACUAUAGGCAAUAUAGAAUCAAAAGAGUCUAACUCCAAACCAGAGACAAAUAACAAUUUAAAAUCUCAAAUACAGGCUUCUUUGUCAUCUCAAACAAUAGAAAUAGUUUUAAUAUUAGUUGAAAUUGAUCUAAUAUUAGCUGAAAUUCAGAAAUAA